This is a messenger RNA of Penicillium pulvis, 2493 nucleotides long. RefSeq names its product repressor protein. The record is from RefSeq and is a predicted model, not a curated record. The transcript is spliced from 2 exons. Gene Ontology annotation, molecular function: 3-dehydroquinate dehydratase activity; 3-phosphoshikimate 1-carboxyvinyltransferase activity; shikimate 3-dehydrogenase (NADP+) activity. Gene Ontology annotation, biological process: chorismate biosynthetic process. The coding region runs from base 1 to 2493 and encodes 830 amino acids. Lineage: Eukaryota; Fungi; Ascomycota; Eurotiomycetes; Eurotiales; Aspergillaceae.
AUGCUUGACUGGCAAACCCGCAUUCGUGACCCUGUCGAGCCUGACUCCCCCUCUACUCAGUCGGAAUCGACCCGAGCAUCCUCCGCCCACCCUAUGCAUCCUCCAGAGGCCACCACCGCACCCCGCACCUUCGAUCCCGAUGCUUCGUUGGUGCUGGUGGGCAUUCGCGGCUGUGGAAAGCGCUCGCUCGGCUUUGUCGCAGCUACGGCCCUCAAACGACGAUUUAUAACCGAAGAUCACUACUUCAAGGAGGUGACCGGAGUCACGCGACACGAAUAUUUGAAGAGCCAUGGCAGUCAAGAAUUCCAGCGCCGCGACAUUGACGUGUUGAAACAGAUGCUGGAUAAUCACAAGACAGGAUGUGUCGUCGAGUGCGGACUGGGAAGUCUGACUCGGCCUGUCCAGGACCAUCUACGUCGCAUCACUCAGGUCUGCCCGGUGGUGCAUGUCCUACGCGACAUCGACCGCAUUCAAGAACUUCUAGGACUGGAAGAUCAGUCAAUACGACUACUGCGGGAAGGAGACCCAUUGCACCGUACAUGCUCCAAUUUCGAGUUCUACAAUCUGGAAGACCGAACACGCUUUGUUGCCGAAGAUGGAAGCCCCGACCCACGAUCGGCUGCUUAUUCUUUCAAGCUGCAAGAGGUCAAGGAAGACUUGACCCGCUUUGUACGAUUUGUUACCGGGGUCGAUGUGAACCAUUCGAGCCACGACUCGCCCUUUGUCUUGCUAGAAACACCCCCCGAGCUUCGACGCUUCACCCAUGCUGUCCUUGUUCGAUCCUCGGACCUGAUUGACGACAAUGUGAAUCUUCAGGAAUUAGAAUCCGGGGGAGAUGCAAUUGAAUUAUGUGUCGACCGCUGGGACUCAGAUAUGGCAGCUAUAAUCAGUCAACAAGUCGCAGUUUUGCGCCGGAAUUCUCGCACGCCCAUUAUUCUCUCGGUGGAUAUGACAACGUCUGGACUUGGCCGACGAGAUCAAUCAAAUUCAUUUUAUUUCGAUAUUUUGGAACAGGGGUUGCGUCUGGCAGUGGAAUAUUUGGUUGUCGAUCUUGGAAAAAACCGCGCCCAGCUCGCGCAGGUCGUUCGUGCUCGGGGCAAUACCAAAAUCAUUGGUCAGCAUGUCUUUGAAGCAACCUCCCGGGUCAAAUGGACCGAUGAUGGUUGCGUGACACUAUACAAUGAAGCAGAGAAGCUUGGUUGUCAGAUAGUGCGUCUUCUCCGCGUCGCAACAAAUCGUGAUGAGAAUGCGGCUGUUCUGGAGUUCUCCAACAAAAUCCACGCCUUGCCCGGAGAUCACGCGCCCUUAAUCGCUUACAACAUUGGACGUCUUGGACGGACAUCUCAAGUGUUUAAUUCGAUUUUGACCAAUGUCACCCAUCCAGCAAUCACUCGCCCAACCGAAAAUGAGCGCGAUCCUUUAAUUACAUCCCGCGACGCCGUUAAAGCCCUUUUCCAAAGCUACGUUCUUGAUCCGCUGAAGUUUUGCAUCCUUGGUUCCAGCGUCGCCUACAGUCUAUCCCCCUUCAUGCACAAUGGCGCCCACCAACAUUCCGGUAUGAGCCAUACCUAUCGCAUCCCUGAUUCUCCUUCCCUCGACAUAUUGGAUGAAUUGCGUCGAGAUCCAAAUUUUGGCGGCUCAAGUGUUGUUCAACCAUGGCGUGUGGAGCUUUAUCAUAAACUUUCAGCGAAAAGCCGACACGCCGAAGCCAUUGGCGCCAUUAAUACUAUCAUGCCCUUGCGGGGUCCCUCAGAAGGAGGAAUGUACUCGCUUCAGGAGCAAGCCAGCCGACGCAACCAGGCAGGUCCGGUGCUAGGAUGGUAUGGCGAGAAUACAGACUGGGUUGGCAUUAUGACCUGUAUCAACCGUCACCUUUCUCCUCGCAACGCUAUCAGUGCGAAAACAACGGGCUUGGUGAUUGGUGCUGGUGGUAUGGCCCGAUCGGCUAUCUAUGCCAUGCUUCGCAUGGGCUGCCGCAAAAUCUUCAUCUUUAACCGAACUCUAUCCCGAGCCGAAGAGGUGGCACGUCACUUCAACUCAUGGGCAUCGUCCCAAGUUGAUUCGGUCGAGGUAGUGCGAGUAUUAAAGUCAACACAGGAUGAUUGGCCCGAUGACUCCAAUCCCCCGAGUAUCAUCGUCUCUUGUGUGCCGGCCGAUCCUGAUCAGGAUGAAGCCCCUGCCAACUUUGAGAUGCCCCUGCAGUGGCUUGGUAGUCCCACUGGGGGUGUUGUAGUAGAGCUUGCCUAUAAACCGCUAGAUACACCGUUGUUGAAACAGAUGCGUCGGAUCAGAACUGACACCGGCCGGUCCUGGGUGUUAUCCGACGGACUAGAAAAUGUUAUUGAGCAGGGUAUUGCGCAGUGGGAGCUGAUGACCGGCCGCAAAGCCCCUCGCCGGCUGAUGACCCUGGAGGUCCUCCGGAACUACGAGGGAGAAAGUGGACGAUUUGAUGAAAAGACGAUUCAGGCCCGGUUGGACGGUGUUUGUUCGUAG